Lucilia sericata (common green bottle fly) is the source of this 1962-nucleotide messenger RNA. Its product is annotated as fibroblast growth factor receptor-like 1. NCBI's taxonomy places the organism in Eukaryota, Metazoa, Arthropoda, Insecta, Diptera, Calliphoridae. The transcript has 5 exons. Gene Ontology annotation, molecular function: fibroblast growth factor binding; fibroblast growth factor receptor activity. Bases 591 to 1643 code for a protein of 350 amino acids. Gene Ontology annotation, cellular component: plasma membrane. The record is from RefSeq and is a predicted model, not a curated record.
AGCAUUUCUGACUGCCAGUCUGUAGAAUUUUUUUCGUGGUGGUAGUCGAGCUGUUCGUUUUUUUUUAAUGAUUCUUAUUUCUACUGUAUAUGUCGAAUCGAACGAACGUAUAAUAAAGACGCAUGAAAAUUGUUUGUGGGCCAGUCCAAACACUUGUUGAUUGAUUGCAAUUUCAAACAAAGAGUAGCGAGAGUGUGACAAACGUGUGUGAAAUAUUUUCGGUAGUACCGAGAUCAACGGCUUGUAAAUUAUCAAAUGUUUUACAUAAAGUGCAAUAUUAAAAUUUAAAAAAAGAGAAAACAAAAAAAGAGUUAAAUUAAAUGCUUAAAUAAUUGAACUUGAUCUUGGGUAUAUAAAAAAGAAUAUAAAGAAAGAAAAAUACACUUAUUCGUAUGUCAACCUACAUACACACAUAUUUAUAAAUCUGAAUAGAUAUUCAUAUAUGAGUGUGUGCAUGUUUAUGAAAAAGAAGAAAAUUGCAAUAAAUAAAUAAAUAAAAAACUUUAUAUAUAUGUAUAUGAUACAUUAAAAAAAGAGCAGCAGCACUUUACUAUAAUGUUUAGUGCAUUAAAUUAUUGUGGUUCUUGAAGAUGGUCAGCAAUAAAAUUACAGUAAAUAGAGUGUUUAAUUAUUGCGUCUUUGUAAUCUUAUUAAAUGGAGUUGGAAAUGGUUUUACAAAUGGAUUUUUCAUUGAUUAUGCAGAAAAUUCAGAGCUUAUACAACAGCAAAUUGGAUACAAUAUAACAUUGCCAUGUAGUUUAAAGGGUCUAGUGGAUGAAACGAAAACUACAGAUAUAACAUACAAUUGGUAUUUCAAACAAUGUGGCGAAGGUUCGGGCGGUACUCCCAAUUGUUAUGACACAAAUGAUUAUGAAGACUGGACACAGUUGCCGUGUGAAAUUAAUAUUUGUAAAGCACAUUUAUACUUGAAAAAUAUAACAGAAAAAUAUUCUGGUCUAUACAAAUGUACUGUUAUGCCUAAAAUGGGCAAUAUAUUAGAUGUUAAAUUAGUCAGAACAUUUCAAUUGGAUGUAAAAAAUACCUCCAUGAAAAUUCCGGAAUUUUUAGAUGCAUAUCCUUUAAAUAAAACUAUUAAUAAAGGAUCUCAAGCGGUUUUUCAAUGUCGUGUAUUUAGUGAAGAGUAUCCUACUAUUAAAUGGUUUCGACGACUAGCCAAUUACAAAUACCAUGAUUAUGAGAAUAUACAUUCAAUAGUACAUUAUAAUGGUCAGGCCUAUGAAUUGUUGACCUCGGCCCGUGAAAAACCUACCGCCCGUGAUGUAUAUUUAAGUAAACUUAUAAUAAAUGAAGUACAUCUACAAGAUGAGGGCUAUUAUGCUUGUGUGGCGAUAAGUUUUCGUGGUCACAGUAUACGGGAAGCAUAUUUAAAAGUUAAUGUACCCGAUGAUGAUGGUAACGAAGAUUCGGCAGAAUACUGGGCGGAUUAUAGUGAGGAAGACGAGGUUUUAUCUACAGAUCCAAAACGGUUUGGUUUACUUUUUCUAAUGCCAGUGGGUUUGGCAUUAUUACCAUUAUCUGUAUAUUUGUGUUAUAUCAUUCAUAAACGAUAUAGAAAUCCCAAUUUAAUGGAUCAAUCAAAAUAUUCUGAAGAAUAUGAUCAACAGUGUAUGUUGAGAACGUAGAAAAAAGAAGAAUUAACCUGAAUUUUUUAGUUAAGAACAAAUGUUAUUUGUUAAUUAAUCUAAAUAUUUGAUGCCUUAAUGAUUUUCUAGAAAACCAAAGAUUGUAUUUUAAAUGUAAUUUAGUAUUAAACGAAAAAAAUGGCAUUACUGUUAAUUAGAGUUUACGCUUAUUAGUUGUUAAUAUCACACGUUUAUGAUAAGUAAUAAAAUCGUAAAUUAUAAUACUAACUAUAUUUUUGUAAUAUGUAUUUAUUUUUCAUACCCAACAUACAAUAGUUGUGUUUUGUUGCUAACGUUCAAAGGCAAUUUCAUAUAAAUU